AUGGCUCCUCCAACCAAACCACAAAUCCUUUCUCAGAAUGCCUUCAGCACGAUCGAUAUCAACAAUCUUGUGUUUCGACGAGCAGACAACGAUGACAGAUCUCCGAUCUCGUGUACUCUGGAGCGGAUGUCAAUCCCUCUCGACUUCGUGGGCAUCUGCCCUGAUCCAAAGAUCUCGCAAAUGCAUCCCCGCCGGCCCCAGAGCGCGUAUCAGACGAACACCCAGCGUCCACCAUCUCAGCUCCCACCUUCAGGCCAUUCCAGAUUAUCUUUCACACUAGGGAAGGUACUCGGGGCAGGUAACUCCGGAGUAAUACACGAAGUCCUGGAUCCCGUCGUGGAAGCUUCCGAGGAGGAUUCCCCGCAAGCGGUAGGACAUCUUCCUCCCUUAGUCGCUAAGAUUGGCUGGUCGCAUCGUUGUUAUUCGAUCGUACGCGAGGGUUGGUUCUAUGAGGAGAUGGAGUGUUUGCAAGGGGUAGCUAUUCCUAGGUGCUAUGGUUGCUUCGAGUUGAAGCUUCAGAAGGCCCUCCAUAUUGGUCCAUGGGAAGACUCUGGCGAUGAAAUAUUCGACUCACUCGACUUUAUACCCGAGCACGAACACUAUUCUCUGUCGGAAAUGAACACCGUUGGCAUCGCACCUCAUCCUCUUUCCUUAGAGCUCAUUCAUACUCCUCAUGAUCGAGUAUACAUUCUGCUUUUGGAACGCAUGGGUGACGAACUGUCCCCCGGCGUCAACCACCCUGAAUCUGUUCGGCUCGACAUCAAGAGCGUAUACGAGGAUAUCGCUCACGUUGGUGUGAGCCUUGCGCUGGACAUCCGCUCGUGUAAUAUCCUCGCAGCUCCUGCGAGCAACCCAAAUAUUCCUGGUCCAGUGUCGCCGUUCACUCAACGUAGCCAUGCAUGGCGGAUCGUCAAUUUCGACCUCGCACUCAAAACGCCCUAUACGCCGCGCACAAUAUUCAGCGAUGCUAGGACGUGGAUUGAUAAUAUGUUUUACGGCCUUCGCCUCCUUCCUCGCCCUCGGAUUAGGCGUCCUACGCCUUCAACUCGUUGA
This is a messenger RNA of Stereum hirsutum FP-91666 SS1, 1053 nucleotides long. RefSeq lists its product as uncharacterized. Bases 1 to 1053 code for a protein of 350 amino acids. Lineage: Eukaryota; Fungi; Basidiomycota; Agaricomycetes; Russulales; Stereaceae. The transcript has 3 exons. The record is from RefSeq and is a predicted model, not a curated record.